Messenger RNA from Aspergillus saccharolyticus JOP 1030-1, 1151 nucleotides. RefSeq names its product MIP aquaporin. Gene Ontology annotation, cellular component: plasma membrane. Gene Ontology annotation, molecular function: glycerol channel activity; water channel activity. Lineage: Eukaryota; Fungi; Ascomycota; Eurotiomycetes; Eurotiales; Aspergillaceae. Bases 77 to 937 code for a protein of 286 amino acids. The record is from RefSeq and is a predicted model, not a curated record. The transcript is spliced from 3 exons. Gene Ontology annotation, biological process: glycerol transmembrane transport; water transport.
UCUCUCUCUCUUCUCUCUCUCCCUCGCUUGGUCCAUCGAUCCCCCCACCUGCUCCACACGCUGUCCACGGACCACGAUGCGUCUCCAUCUCUCCGGACUCUCGCGCCGCAGCUUCAAGCCAUAUGUUGCGGAAUUUCUCGGCACUGCUCUUAUAAUCGUGAUCGGAGACGGGGUCGUGGCCCAAGCCCUGCUCUCCGAUUACCAGUAUGGCACCUGGCUCUCCAUCAACCUGGCGUGGGCGGCCGCGGUCUGUUUGUCCGGCUACAUUGCCGACCCCAGUCCCGCCAGCAAUCCCGCCAUUUCUCUCGUGAUGGCCUUUGUUCGUCCCCAGCCUGAUCAGUGGAGGAAAUUGCCCGGCAAGCUGUUGGCCCAGUUUCUGGGAGGGUUUGUGGGCGCCGCCAUUGUCUACAUCAACUACCGGUCGGCCAUCCUCGACUGGGAUCCCGAGUAUACAAUUCCGGGGGGAUCGAUUCUGAGUCCGCGGGGCCACCACUCGGCCGGCAUCUUCUCCACUUAUCCCGCCAGCUUUUUCUCUUCCAAUUGGGAGGCAGUCUUUUCGGAAGUUCUCGGAUCGGCCGUGCUCAUGUUUGGCUCGCUGAGUGUCUCCGACCCGGCCAACGCCCACCGCUUUCAUUCCCCCCAGCUCUCCAUGUUCCUGCUGCUGCUGGCCAUUGGCGCUGCCCUGGGCUGGCAGACGGGCUAUGCAAUUAAUCCUGCGCGCGACUUUGGACCCCGACUCUUCUCCGCCAUCCUCUACGGUCGGGAGGUUUUCACGGCUGCCAACUACUACUUUGUUGUGCCCCUGUUCGCUCCCGUCGUCGGUUGUUUCGUGGGCGCCACCGUCUACGACUCGCUUUUGUACGAAGGAGAUGGGUCGCGCAUUGCCGAUGCGCUGGAUAAGAUGGAGGAUGUGGAUGGCGAGCUGCGCCUGCACUAAAGCGGAAUCAUGAACAACCACGACAACAAAGCCGAGAUAUCGUCUGGACGAUACCGGGCUGCACGAAUAUUACUUGGAAACGAAACGAGGGAUAGACUGGAUCUGAAGACACCUGUGGUCCAUAUAGAUGAUAGACAAUUAUGCUAGACUGCGCUUGACGUAGAUCCCAAUAACACGGAUUGAUGCACGAUCACCCUCCUGGUCCGGGCGCCCG